UAGUUACUUGUUACUCAUUUCUCGUUUCACAUUUUCUCAUUUCUCAUUUACGAUCGGCAACGGCAACGGCAAUCGCGAGAUCGCUUUCGCAUUUAGUAUCACAUGUGUACGAACGCGGACGCACGCUAGUAUUCGCUUUCGCUUUCUCGCUCCAUAGUCCAUCCGAUCUAACAGGUUCAGCGAUCAACUCGACCAACAUUCGGUUUCGCGUCACUGUUCGCAAUUCGCGCAUUCGCGAGAAAUACUCGUAAAGUCGUAAUCGCGAUCGAUUGAUUUUUAACUUUUGCUACUACAUAGUACGUCUACGUACAUACAAGCGUGUGUAGUGUACGCAUUACCUAUACGCAUUCGUGUGUUUGAAUCGAUGAACUUGUUGUUUGUUUUGCCGGCUUAUCUGUUUCAUUUUUUACGCCUGCGCGAGUCGAACUGGACAAAUGGUCGCGUGUACGAUUGCCUAUAGUGUCUGUGUAUAUGUCAUAAUCAGUGAUAUGUGAAAAAGUUUGCUUCGCUUUGUCGACAAUAGUUACCUAUAGACCUACUUAACUUUGAUAUUCGAUCGUCAGCAAUCAUCAUCUCCAUAUUUACGACAAUUGAUCAAGUUGAACUGGAUGUUGAACGAUACAGACGGCUUUUAAUGUUUUUUUAUUCCACCAACACCGAGCAUUGGACGGUCGCUACAGCUAUUUAGUAGCAUUUUCUGAAACGUAACACUAUAAACCCCGAGACCGACACAUAAGUAGAAGUACUCAUCAAUACCUUCUUAACGUAGCUGCAUCUGCACUACCUACACAGGUACUCGUAGGUAUCUGCUGUAUGCGUUUUGGACCAACACGUUAACAACAUGGAUGUGGAAUUCGAAGAUGUCACUUUCAAAGCCCGCGCAAACUUUUGGAAUCGAUCCGAAUCUAAAUGUAUAUUAAAAUCGGUGAGCGGUAAAUUUGAAGCCGGUCACAUGUCGGCGAUUAUGGGCCCAUCGGGUGCCGGAAAAAGUAGCCUGCUCAACGCAAUUUCCGGAUUCAGGUCGACGGGUGUAACAGCGAAAUCGCUCAAAGUUAACGGCCAAGUCAGAGAUGAAAAAUUAUUCCGCAAAUUGUCGUGUUACAUAACACAGGAAGAAGUACUGCAACCGAUGUUGUCGCUGCAAGAGGUCAUGAUGUUCGCCGCCGAUCUGAAACUUCCAUCCGGUACAUCGCUCAAACACAAAACACAACUGGUAAACGAAAUUCAAGAUUUGCUCGGUCUGAAAGUAUGUUGCCUCACGAGGACUGAAAUGUUAUCCGGAGGCCAAAAAAAAAGACUUUCCAUCGCUCUGGAAUUGAUUAAUAAUCCGCCGGUGAUUUUUCUCGACGAACCCACCAGCGGCUUGGAUAACGUUUCUACGACGUACACGUUAAAAUUACUGAGAAGAUUAGCUCACCAAGGACGUACUAUAGUUUGUACGAUACAUCAGCCGAGUGCCUCUUUAUUCCAGUUAUUCGACCAGGUUUACGUACUUUCCCGAGGACGCUGCGUUUAUCAAGGGGCCACCGACCAGCUUGUAUCGUUUUUGUCUUCAGUCGGAUUUCACUGUCCUACUCACUACAAUCCAGCAGAUUACGUUAUCGAGCUUACUGACGGCGAUCACGAAGAAAACAUAGACAUAUUAGCAGCCGCAACGCAUAAUGGCAAAUUAUCGCUUUAUAAAUCUGAUCCGCUCAAAGUUCCAUUCAUUCACCACCACAACAACAACAACAACAACAAUAACAAUAACAAUAGUAUACCACCGCUUAAUAACAAUACUGAAUUUGGCGACAAUUUCUACAGCGAAUUGGACUCGCUCGCGUAUGAGAAUAACAACAACAAUAACAAUAACAACUACAGCUACACUAAAGUUGAGGAUGAGGAUAGGAUAUCGAAUUCGUUAUUCGAAGAUCGUUUGCAAAGUGAGAAAGGAAGUGGCACCAACCUAUGCGUUGAUUUUCCCACAUCCGGAUUUUCACAGUUCUGCACGUUGUAUCGAAGGAUGACUUUACAAAUGUACAGAAAUAAGAUAGCCCUGAAUAUACAGUUUUAUCAUCAUCUGUUAUGCGCCAUCGCGGUUGGCGUGGUGUACUUUGAUAAAGCCAAAGACGGCGAAGAGUUUUUCAAUCAUCUGAAAUUUUGUUUGGGCGUCGUACUGUUUCAUACGUUCACUUAUUGCAUGAUUCCAGUCAUCACAUUUCCUUUCGAAAUCAAAUUAUUGAAAAGAGAAUAUUUCAACCGUUGGUACAGUUUGAGGCCAUAUUACAUCGCGAUGCAGCUUGCAAGAUUACCAACUAUGAUUUUUUUCAGCAUGAUUUUCUUGACGGUGGCGUAUUUCAUGACUGGUUUACCAAUAGAAACGUACCGAUUUUUCGUCUUCUGCGUUAUAGGCGUUAUAGUAUCGUUGACCGCUGAAGGAAUGGGCAUGUUCAUAGGAUCUAUAUUCAGCGUAACGAACGGAAGCGCUGUGGCCCCUCUAACUUUGGCUCCAUUCCUCGGAUUGGCUACAUACGGCUUUGAUUUCGCCAAAGAAAUACCUUGGUACAUAUCAAUUUUGAUGAAGAUGAGCUUUUUACGAAGUGGAACUGUCGGUAUUGUUAUAACCGUCUUCGGCAUGGGACGCAAAAAACUAGAUUGUUACCAAUUAUACUGUCACUUCGCCGAUCCCAAAGUCUUACUGCAAUAUUUGGAUAUACAAGAUACUUCAGUUUGGUCUCAAGUCUCAUAUCUAGUGGCUAUUUUGAUUAGCUUCAGAGUUUCCAUGUACAUCGCUCUCAGAUGGAAAUUGAGCAUGUAAGCAAUCCUUCAUCCAUCAUAAGACGUACGAGAAGGAGAAGCUAAUCGUCCCAUUGCAAUACUUUUUAUGUAUGUGAAUUGUGAUGCAAUAUUUCGCCAUUUUUCCUCGUAAUUUAUACCCUAUUUAUUUAUUUAUUUAUUUAUUCAUUCAUUUGUUUGUUUGUUUAUUUAUUUAUUAAUUUAUUAAUUUAUUGACGUAUGUUCGUUGUAGCGAUGCGAGUUACCUAAUUGUUCAAAUUUAUUUAUGCAUAGAUACGGUACAUAAAUGUAUGUACUGUAUAGGUAUUCGUGUUGAACUUUUUUUUUUUUAGAUUUAAGUAAACGUAGAUUAUUUUUGUUGUUACUAAAAAGUACGCAUAAUGACAUCAAAAAAUGAGUUGUCGGAUAUAGAUCAGUCAAUUCAUCAAACUUGCUUAUCUGUUCAGUCUUCGCAACAGCGCAUUUGUAUCGUGAACAUGCGAGGGGGAGAGGAAGCCACCAUUCGAUCGUUUCUUCUUCGCAUGCUCUCUCUCAUAUUUCUCAAAUAAGUAGGUAUUCACUUACUCGAAAUUAUUUCCGACUGCUGUUCUCAAAGAGUCAUUCGAAAAAAUUGUGAAAAAAUUCCCCAAAAAAAUUAGGUACUCCUACGAGUACAAGUACACCUAUGUAAUCCGUACGCAGUCAAGUAGUACCUAUCAACUUGUUGGGUACCUCUACCUAGUCUACCUACUCAUUUACGCUUAAUUAUCGAAGACGAAGAGUGAUGGUUUUAAAAAUGUUGCAUUUCCUUCUUAAUUCUUAGAAAUUAUUGCAGUACCUAUACUACCUACGUACUGUUUCUUUUGUAGGCGUUACAUACGGUAUUUGUAUUAGUAUUACGGAUGCAUUAUUUAUUAUUCAUUGUCUCAUUGAUUGAUUUUAAUGAAUGGAACGAUUCCAUCAUCAGGUACUGUAUUUUUGAUAUUAUUGAUCAAAAUGUUUCGUUUUUAAUGAGAUAUUUAGCGCAGCUGUGUUUACUAGUUUUGGAAUUUAUUGUACUAGAUAUUCGUAAGCGAUGUUAUUUUUAGCCUAAUUGUAUUAAAUAUAAGUACCUAAGUACCUAUAAAACGAGCCGCGUUCUUGCGUUAGUCGAUUUUUAAUACCUAAUUUAUUACGUUUUCUUUUUUAUACGACUAUUACUUACUUAAUAGUACACGCAUAUACCUACUUUAAGAAGGUAUCACGAAGAAAAUCAAAAUUUCGUUACCAUAAAUUGUAUUGUAUCAACCAUAAAAUGAAUUGCAUUUUAUAAA
Planococcus citri (citrus mealybug) is the source of this 4067-nucleotide messenger RNA. RefSeq names its product ATP-binding cassette subfamily G member 4. Lineage: Eukaryota; Metazoa; Arthropoda; Insecta; Hemiptera; Pseudococcidae. Gene Ontology annotation, cellular component: membrane. Gene Ontology annotation, biological process: transmembrane transport. Gene Ontology annotation, molecular function: ATP binding; ABC-type transporter activity; ATP hydrolysis activity. The transcript has 11 exons. The record is from RefSeq and is a predicted model, not a curated record. Bases 842 to 2797 code for a protein of 651 amino acids.